Nerophis lumbriciformis (worm pipefish) is the source of this 1823-nucleotide messenger RNA. RefSeq lists its product as uncharacterized. The record is from RefSeq and is a predicted model, not a curated record. NCBI's taxonomy places the organism in Eukaryota, Metazoa, Chordata, Actinopteri, Syngnathiformes, Syngnathidae. Gene Ontology annotation, biological process: regulation of transcription by RNA polymerase II. Gene Ontology annotation, molecular function: RNA polymerase II cis-regulatory region sequence-specific DNA binding; DNA-binding transcription factor activity, RNA polymerase II-specific.
CGUCCAGCAGCCCCCUCACAUUAAAGAGGAAGAGGAGGAUCCACAGCCCCCCCACAUUAAAGAGGAAGAGGAGGAAGUGUGGAUCACUCAGGAGGGAGAGUGUCUUCUAGGGCAGGAGGAGGAUGAUGUCAGCAAGUUUCCACUGACUGUUGUCUCUGUGAAGACUGAAGAGCAUGAAGACAAACUACCUGAGUCCUCACAGCUUCAUCACACUCCAAUCAUCCAGCAGCAGCAUAAAAGUCAAGAAAAGCCCUGUAUUAAAGAAGAAGAGGAGGAGCCACAGCGCCCUCAUUUUAAAAAGGAAGAAGAGGAGCCACAUUCCCUUCAUUGUAGAGAGGAUGAUGGGUCACAUUCGCCCCAUGUUAAAGAAGAAGAGGAGCCACAUCCACCUCAAUUCAAAGAUGAAGAGGAGGAGCCACAUCCCCCUGACUCUAAGGUGUGGAUCACUCAGGAGGGAGAGUGUCUUCUAGGGCAGGAGGAGGAUGAUCUCACCAAGUUUCCAGUGACUGGUGUCUCUGUGAAGACUGAAGAGCUUGAAGAGAAACCACCCGAGUCCUCACAGCUUCAAGCAGACAAGCUCGUAGCUCCACAAUCAGAUGAGGACACAACGUCACGGGUUCAUGUAAAUAUGGAAUCACACACCAGAAAAAACCCUUUCAGUUGUUCAGUCCGCGUCGAAAGACUCCCGGUCAAAGAUUACAUGCCAUCGCACCUGAGAACGCACACAGGAGAAAAACAUUUCAGUUGUCCAGUGUGCGCUAGAAUCUUCCGUGUCAAAGGUAGCAUGCAGAGACACACCAGAACGCACACAGGAGAGAAACCUUUCAGUUGUUCAGUGUGUGCGAGGCGCUUGUGUGACAAGAGGAGCAUGCAAAGACACAUGAGAACGCACACAGGAGAAAAACCUUUUAGUUGUUCAUUAUGCGCUAAAAGAUUCUCUCACAAAAGUAGCUUGCAAACACACAUGAGAACUCACACGGGAGAAAAACCUUUCAGUUGUUCAGUGUGCGGCAAAAGAUUCUCUGAAAAGAGUAAAGUGCGAAAGCACAAAAGAACGCACACGGGGAAAAAGCCUUUCAGUUGUUCGGUGUGCAGUAAAAGAUUCUCUGAGAAAGGUCACCUGGAGAGACACAAGAGAACGCACACGGGAGUAAAACCGUUCUGUUGUUCAGAGUGUGGCCGACGAUUCAGUGAAAAAGAAAGAAUGCAGAGACACAUGAGAACCCACUCAGGAGAAAAACUGUUCAGCUGCGUAGUGUGUGGUAAAAGAUGCUCUGACAAAAACAGCGUUAAAAUACACAUGAGGACGCACACGGGGGAAAAACCCUUCAGUUGUUCGGUGUGUUCGAAAACAUUCUGUGACAAAAGUGUAAUGCGGAGACACGAGCGCACGCACACGGGAGAAAAGCCGUUCGGUUGUUCAGUGUGCGCCAAAAGAUUCUGUGUCAAAGGAAGCAUGCAAAGACAUGUGAGAUCGCACACGGGAGAAAAACCCUUCAGUUGUUCAGUGUGCGGUAAAAGAUACUCUGACAAAAGUGCGAUCCAAAAACACAUUAGAAAGCACACAGGAGGCAAACCUCCCAGUUCAGUGUGUGGAAGUCCUCUUUAAAUGGACCUUAUAGUCAGUAAAGGUAUAUUGCUUGGAUUUACAUCAAGUCAAGUCCGGCUCAUUAAAGGGGAACAUUAUCACCAGACCUAUGUAAGCGUCAAUAUAUACCUUGAUGUUGCAGAAAAAAAGACCAUAUAUUUUUUUAACCGAUUUCCGAACUCUAAAUGGGUGAAUUUUGGCGAAUUAAACGCCUUUCUAUUAUUCGCUCUCGGAA